Molecule: messenger RNA, 3168 nt
Organism: Juglans microcarpa x Juglans regia
Lineage: Eukaryota; Viridiplantae; Streptophyta; Magnoliopsida; Fagales; Juglandaceae
Exons: 6
Coding region: 349-2997 (882 amino acids)
Source: RefSeq, a predicted model, not a curated record
CACUCAGAAUCUCUCAUAAAUUUUCUUGUCCCAUAAAACCCAAUAUACAAAGCAAGGGCACCGUAUAGCCAUACGACUGACUCUCUUUGCCUUGAGACAUCAAAGCUGGUGCACUUGUACAAAGUCAAUGCACCGACUGUUCUGCUCCUACUCUCCGGAUCUCUGUCUCUCCAAGCUCACUUUCAGGUGAGCUUUCGUUGAAACUGGUUCUGGGUCUUGAUCUGCUCUCCUCUCCUCUCCUCUUCUGACUUUUCUUUUUUUUUUUAUGUAUUCUCAUUUGGGUUCUGCGUUUUCCAAUUGGUUAAUGCUGAGAAAGAACAAGACAGAACAGAAUAAUAAAAUUGAUCAAUGCCGGGAAAGAACAACCUAAGUACUCAGAGCUGGACAAGUAUAUUUUUCUCUGUUACAGACAACCUUGAGCUGCAAACGUUUGGUCAGAUUCCUUCAGACCAAUCGCAGAAUAUGCCUCAAGACAGGCUGAGAUCAGCGGUGUAUAGAUCAUUUGUCACUUGUGACGAUCCAAAAGGAAUUGUAGAUUGUAAGACAAUAAGAAAAUCAAGGACAAGCAGUGAGAAAAUAGAGCAUAAGAUCGAAAGCCGAAGAUUACCAAAGAACUCAAAUACGUCCAUUUCACACAAGGCAGAUAAAAAGGAGAUGCUCUCCAAAGGGUUGACAGAAGAAGUUCCUAGUCCAUCCUCCUUUCAAGUCAUGGAAGUCUCCAGAGGAGCUCAGAAACUGAACCAGACGAUUGACUCGUGGUCCAAAGGAGUGAGAUAUGAUGGGCAAUCUAAAGAUAUUGCAAAAGAUUUGUUGAAAGAAGCUCUUGAUCUGCAGGAGUCUCUAAUCAUGCUAGGAAAGUUGCAAGAAGCUUCAGAUUAUAUGGGUCGAUUGAAAAGGAAGCAGAAUGAGAAGACAGAAAGGAGAAGGAUUGAUGAAAUGGGGAUUAAGAGAACAUAUUCUAGUAAAUUUGGGUAUCAAAAGCUCCCAAAGGGAUUUCAAAAGCCAAGAGUUUCAGUUGAUGGCUCUUCAAGGAAUCACAACAUCGAGGAGCUUAAGAAAGUGAUCAAUGACAGCCUUGCUAGGCAGAAUCUAUUGCCAAACCCAUCCUCUGAAGAAAUGGGUUUUCUUACUCAAAGAGACUCGGACACGGCUUCAGAGAUCCCUUCCACAAGCUCAAACAAGUCUUUGAUGGUUCAUUCAAGUGAUUUUUGUUCUACUGAAUCCUCUCUUUCAUCAACAGCUUCACAGAAGAAGUCAAAAACUCCAAAUUUGAUUGCCAAGCUUAUGGGUCUAGAAGAGCUCCCUUCAAAGACACUGCAGGCCACUCUCCAAGAACAUUUGGAGAGUGAAAGAAUUUCAAGUCAGCGAAGGCUGCUUUUUGAUAUCGAUAUUCCGAAAGGAAGCAAUCCCCAAUCUAUGGCACAGCAUGUGGAUCCAGAGCUGAGGACACUGGAGAAAAUACUUGAAACCAUGCAACUCAAAGGACUUCUGAAAAGCAAAUCUGCCAAAGAGCUUAAGCCUUAUUCCUACCAUUCCAAUGAUUUCCAUUCCAAACACAGGUUGAUUGAUGAGAUACCGCCUGUUGUUCUUAUUAAACCUAUGCGUGUCUCAUGCCAGUUGGAGGAGCUCCACACACCAGUGCUGCAGGAAGAGGAAUCUUUGAACACAAAAGUAAUCCUCACAAAACCGAAAACAGUAGAAGAGCCUACUUCCAAAACUCGCAAAGGGGCUUUGAGUUCCAAGAGAGGCAAGAUGGAAGCAGCAGAGACUCCAAUAAAAAUGAUUAGCUUGGAAGAAGGAGCUAAACGACAUAAAGAAGUACUUAUGAAAAGAGAAGAGAAAGAAAUCAAGUUUAGAGAAAAGGAUUCAAUUAAGCUGAAAGCUUCUGGUCUUGUAGAUCACACACGACAGAAAAAAGAAGCAAUUGGCAAGAAGGCAAAAGUUGCUUCUGCCAGCAGGAAACCAACGGAGAUGGUGAAUGUGAGAGCUAAAAUUGUCUCAAGAUCUGAAGAUCACGCCAAGGCGAACUCUAUAAAGCCGAAAAAGGGAUCAAACAUUAUAAAUAACCAGACUCCCGGGCAGCCAAGUUCUACCCAAAGCACCAUCUUGAGACGCGCCUCAAAAACAAAAACUUCAAUUUCUAAUUCUUCUGAUCAGAAAAAGAAUCAGAUGAAGAAGACAACGCCUGUCAGGGAGCCUAAAGCAGCCAAAUCAGUUAUAGAGAGUUCUAGUUCCAAAGAAGAUGACAAGAGGAUUGAUCUUGGAAGUCAAAAUUGCUCUCCACAGAUAAGAACCGGCACUGCUCUGGGGGAUCAACUUCCUAUAGAGGUGGACAAAGAUGCCUCUCAAUGUCAUAUUGGAGAGCAUUGCAGUAAUAGAGAAAGUUCUCUUUCUGAUGUCACACCAUUGAGCCCCAAACAUGAAAUGGAUGAUAAAAUUGCCGAGGAAGCUUACCAUCUCAUCUUUCAUCCUAAAACAGAUACCAAAAGUUUCAAAACUGGAACUAAUCUCGAAGCUUUUCUCUUAAGCAGUCCAUCAUUUCUCAGUCGUGCAGUGGAGCUUUUUGAUCUCAAUGGUAGUAGUUCUACAAGUUUUGAAAUAUCAGGCAUAGAUGGUUUGGAAGUAGCCAAUGGGAGACUCACUUUAGGAUGCGCAAAUGAACUCAUUGAACGUAAAAGCCUUAUAGUUUCACAGAUGGUCCAUCCUCUGUUACUAACACCUGUGAGCAAUGUGAGAGCAUGCAUCUCAAUAGACAAGUUGGUGGAGGAAGUUUGUAAGGGUGUUGAAAAUCUGAGAAGCUACAGCAAGCUUGCUGGUGAGAGUCUUUGUGUAGACGGUCUUGCAAUGUUGGAGAGAGAUAUAAACUGCAAUGGUGUGGAAAAUGCAAUCUGGGUGGUGGGUUGGAGGCAUGGGUUUUCUGAUGAUGAUGCAGAGGACGUUGUGAAUGAGAUAGAGAAGUUGGUUUUCAAUGGGUUGAUAGAGGAGGUCCUAACAUAAUUGGUGGUUUGGUAUAUUAUACAGUUUUGUUUGGAUACAUAACACUAUUUUUUUUUUUUUCCCGGUAUAUAUAAUGGUGCAAUGCUGAUUACAAGACAGGAGAGCUGAAACUGUCAUCUAGUUUCGCAAGGUUGGGAUCAUUUCCAUGUGACUUGUUUUUAAGCAGUCAAA